CAGAUUGACACCAAAUUUUAUUUAGGGGCUAAAAAAGAGUAAAAAUUAUUACUAGCAUUUUUUUGAUGGCCCAUGUUACCCCUCGCUUUACAAAAAAAAAAUCAGCUCUAAUUAAUCCGGUUUUUUGUUAUAAAAAAUAUAAAAGAAUAAAUUAAGUUGUCAGUCAGAAAAAAAAAUAAUUUUGACAUUGAUGGACAUUCGUAAUUAUUCUUCAUACAGUCAUAUAUAUAAAUGAAAAAAUAAGAAGUUUCAAUCAAAAAUCUGUUCUAAAAUGAACACGCAUCACUUGUAUAUUUUUCUGUUACUCUUAACUUUACAUCAGAGCCAAGCUCUGAAAUGCAGGUCGGGUAACCAGAAGCUGAGUGACGAUAUACGUAAAGUUAUGCAGAAAUGUAAGCGAAACUCCGAAUCAAAUAGAUUCGGAUCUGAUGACAGUGGCAGUGAAAAUUCUGGGAGUGAUUCAUCUGACAGCGACAUCUUCGACGAAGAUUUUUUUAAUUUAAAAAAAGAGGACAGUAACGUCGGAAGAAGUCGGAUGUCCAGAUCUAGGCACCAAGAGUACAGACAGGAAGAAACGCGGCCUUAUUAUGUGAGAAAUCAGACCCAGAGGCAAGACAGAAAUAACAAUAAUGAUGACAAUUAUUACAGUAAUAACAAUAAUAAUAACAACAACAAUAACAAUAAUAAAAAUAAAGAUUCCCGAGAUGGAAAUUCUGACAGAGGAAACAGAGACCAGAAUGAACAAUCAUGUGUAACCCAAUGUUUUUUUGACGAACUGAGAUUGACAAAUAGACAAGGAUUUCCAGAACGAGCUGCAGUCACGAAGAUGAUGCUCCAAGGAAUCCAUGAUCCGAUGGUCCGGGAUUUUAUCGAACAAUCUAUUAUCGACUGUUUCCAUUUUGUGUACGGCCUGCAUUUAGACAAAUGUUCAUUCUCACAUAAUUUGUUGUCUUGUUUUACUGAUAAAGGACGCGAGAGAUGCGACGACUGGAACGAUUAGACUGCAGGUGUCCGCUAUUCAUUUUCGCACACAUACUAAUCAAUAGAACGUCUUUUGUUGCACUUAGACAGUAAAUAACUAUUUCCUAUGAUCGUUUUAUGAAGACAAAUUCAUAUUUUUGAAUAACCAACACGUGGUUCGAUGGAUAAUUGACUUUCUUGUCCGGCUCGAAGGACCAAAAUGUUUUAAAAUCGAGCCGGUGAUCAAUUAAGUCUACAAGUUUCUUAUUGUUAACUGAUAAAACAUAUAUUUAUACAUAUAUACAGAUAUAUCGAAGCAUUUUAGGUCAGAUAAACUUGAGGGUUUCAUUAAAUUACAGCCUAAUUCCAUUAACUUAGAGAAAGUCUACAGAGGAGCGAAAAUUUCCUGGAAAUUUCGACUUAUCGAAUGCCACCUCCUUUAAAAAAAACUACACGCAUGCGCCCUUAUAUUUAUAUAUAGUAGGGGUCAAAAUUAAGGGGAAGUUCCGAGUUAAUGAACUUGAACUGUAUUUGCUAAGUAUCUGUGGCAAUAAAUCACUGGAUAGUUAUCUUUAAUUUCUUAAUAAAUAUAUAAAUAUGUAAUAAAUAAAUACACUAGUAAGUUGGAAGCUAGAUAUAUGUAUAUUUAAAAAAAUUAAUAAAGAUAGCUUUGCUUAUAAUAAUGUCUGUACACUUUCUAUAUACAUCAGCACUUAGUAGUAUACUAUACUAGCCCGUAUAUAUUUUUGAUAAUAUAAUUGAUAAAAAGGCACUAACAAAAAAGCAAAAGAAAUUAAUAAAAGAUGUAAUACUUGAUAGAUAUUUUAUAUAAGUAUGUAAUCUGAUAGUGAUAAAAGAAA
Molecule: messenger RNA, 1820 nt
Organism: Microplitis mediator
Lineage: Eukaryota; Metazoa; Arthropoda; Insecta; Hymenoptera; Braconidae
Gene: Obp59a
Product: general odorant-binding protein 71
Exons: 4
Coding region: 272-1000 (242 amino acids)
Molecular function (GO): odorant binding
Source: RefSeq, a predicted model, not a curated record